GUACGGCCCCAAACCUACCCCUUCACGGCGCACUUGUUCUCGACCUAGGUACAUGAAGGGACUGUUGUGACCUCGGACUGGCCGCGCCCGAUCCUCGGAGCGGCGGCGGCGACUGUUGCUAAGGGAGGUGACGCGCCGAGAAACGCGGCCCGAGCGGCAGACGGCAGUAAGCGCGGUCAGCCAGCAGCGCCCACUCCUCCGGGACCCUCCCCCCGCGCCCGCCUAGUCUCGGUCGACUCCCGCCGCCCUUGAAAGAAGCCGCAAGUACAGUCCCCACCCCCGGAAGGCGCCCCAACGAGCCGACGCGACCCCGGAGCGCCACUGAGAUUCUUGAUUCGCCAUUUGUUCCUGGGACCUUCUCAAAGGGGACACGCGCUGCCCCUCAUACCCAGUGUCCCCGAGAACCCUGGUUCGGGGAGCCCCGGCCCUGUCCGGAGGCGCGGCGAGGAUUGGCGUUGCCCCGCGGACCCCAGCUCCCCAGCGCGGGCCGGGGAUGGAGCCGCAGCCUGGCGGCGCCCGGAGCUGCCGGCGCGGGGCCCCUGGCGGCGCCUGCGAGUUGGGCUCCGCGGCGGAUGCAGCGUCCAUGAGCCUGGCCAUCCACAGCACAACGGGCACUCGCUACGAGUUGUCGGUGUCCCCCGACGAGACGGUGGAGGGGCUGCGCAAGCGGCUGUCCCAGCGCCUGAAAGUGCCCAAGGAGCGCCUGGCGCUGCUCCACAAAGACACCCGGCUCAGUUCGGGGAAGCUGCAGGAGUUCGGCGUGGGGGAUGGCAGCAAGCUGACUCUCGUGCCCACCGUGGAGGCGGGCCUCAUGUCUCAGGCCUCAAGGCCAGAACAGUCUGUGAUGCAGGCUCUGGAGAGCUUAACAGAGACCCAGCCCACAGCGGCGCCCGGGCCGUGCCGGGCUGGCGGAGGCGGCUUCCGGAAAUACCGAUUCAUUUUAUUUAAGCAUCCGUGGCACCGACAGGGACCCCAGAGCCCAGAGAGGGGCGGCGAGAGGCCCCAGGUCAGUGACUUCUUGUCGGGCCGCUCACCACUGACCCUGGCUCUUCGAGUGGGUGACCACAUGAUGUUCGUCCAGCUUCAACUUGCUGCCCAGCACGCCCCACUACAACACCGCCAUGUGCUGGCGGCUGCAACUGCUGCCACCCGCGGGGACCCCAGCAUGACCACUCCUGUGUCCUCUCCCUGCCGGCCAGUGUCCAGUACUGUCCGUGUCCCCCCAGUGCCCACCAGCCCUGCACCUGCAUCCCCCUCACCUGUAACAGCCGGCUCCUUCCGUUCCCACUCAGCCCCCACCACCUGCCCCGAGCAGAUGGACUGUUCCCCUGCUGCCAGUGCCCGGGCCAGCCCCGCAUCCACCUCGGGGGGCAGCCCCACCUCCCGUUCCCGAAAACCUGGUGCCAUUAUCGAGAGCUUCGUGAACCAUGCCCCAGGGGUCUUCUCAGGGACCUUCUCUGGCACGCUGCACCCCAAUUGCCAGGACAGCAGUGGGCGGCCACGGCGGGACAUCGGCACCAUCCUGCAGAUCCUCAAUGACCUCCUGAGUGCCACGAGGCACUACCAGGGCAUGCCCCCAUCACUGACCCAACUGCGUUGCCACGCCCAGUGUGCACCUGCCUCUCCCGCCUCAGACCUCACCCCAAAAACUACCUCCUGUGAGAAGCUGGUGGCCACGGCCCCAGCCUCCCUGAGCCAGGCCCGCCUGGGCAAGCCCACGGGGGACCGGCUGCGGCAGACAGAGAACCGGGCCACCCGCUGCAAGGUGGAGCGCCUGCAGCUGCUGCUCCAGCAGAAACGGCUCCGCAGAAAGGCCCGGAGGGAUGCCCGAGGCCCCUACCACUGGCCACCCAGCCGCAAGGCCGGCCGCAGCGACAGCAGCCCCGGAGGCAGUGGUGGCAGCCCCGGUGAGGCUGCGGGCCUGGGCCUUGACUUCGAGGAAUCCGUCUGGAAGCCAGAAGUUAACCCCGACAUCAAGUCAGAGUUCGUGGUGGCCUAGAAACCUUGUCCCUCACCCCUGCCCAGGGUGGCUGAGAGCAUCGCCCAGCUCAGGAGGGCAGGCAGUGGGCACUGCAGGAGGCCCCUCCCUCUUCAGCCAGCAUCCUGGUUUUUUAAAAUUUUCAUUUCUUACCAUGGUUUUCCAAACCCUCUGUGGCCUUGGAUUCCUGCCUCCUCGGUUCAGCCUCACUCACAUCUCCCCACCUCUUCCUCUGCACCCCCACCCUCUCCCCUCAGCCACACAGGGUCCUUCCCUGCCCACCUUCCCGAGCUCCAAAUAUGUAGCAGUCUUUCCAGAUGGUUCAGAGCAGAAUGAGGAAGAAGCCCCCCCACCCCUUCCGCUGGCUCUGAUGCUCCACCACCCCCACCCUCUUCAGGUUUAAGUCCAAAAUGUAGAUGCCUCAUUUGCACUUUACAGACAGGAGGGGGCCAUAGAAAAGAGAACCCCCACUGCCAAUUCUGGCCUCCCCCUACCCAGCAGGGCCCCCAGGGCUCCAAACACCUCACAGGACCCACAGCUGCACAGACCAGGGCUGUCUCUUCCACGUCUAUACUACUUUCUCUUCUUAGUUUCUUUUUCCUGGAAGAGAAAAUCUGUUUCAGGGGAGGCUGGCCAGAGCCUGCCUUGGAGUUCAGGUCUGGGUGUAGUACCCUUUCCUGGCAGAAAAGGAUGGAGGAGAACAGACUUGUCGCCUGCCUUUGCUGGCCACGCACUGUGCGAUACUCUUCUGAUGCCACUCUCCAACCCCACAUCUUUUUUUUUUUUUUUUUUCCUGAGCUCUGGGUAUUUAUAGACUGUUAAUUUUCUGACUGAGCCAAUAGUAGUUGGGAAUCUCUUGAAAAAUCAGGAGAGAAAUUGCUGUGGGGUGGGGUAGAUGCCCCCAGCCCUGAUUCUCUGCCCAACCUGAGUGAUCUGGGCCUGUGGACUGUCUGGGGGUGGCCCUCCUGCAGCCUGGAGGGGAGGGGGUGCUGAGCUGUGAAUCUCAUAGUUAGGAGCUACACUGUAGCAUUAACCCCCUGGGAGGUUGCUGCUGGUCUAAUUUGGAACCUCCCCACUCAUGCCCAUGCCCCAGGGGUCUUUGGCCCCCAGAGCAGAGGGACAGGGACCCCCCCCCCCUUAAUUGGGGCCAUUUCAAUGUGGGUGGAGUUUAUUUUUCAUUCACUUUUUUUUACUGAUAAAUGGAGAUGAGAUGUCUGGGCCUUCCCCCACACACAUACCUGUCUGUCCUGCAGGAUACCCCACCCCCUGCCUGUCUCCCUCCUUUUGUCCUACUCGUAGAUGAACCCCCAGGUCCUCACUCCUUCCCCAUUAUGUGUUUCAAGUUAAUGGUUUCAGAUGUGAACAUCAUGUGUUAACUGUAGCUCUGUACAUUUUUUUUGUGGGGGGGUGGGCGGGGAGGAGGGGUCAGAAAGUUAGGGGUCAGAGAUUUGUUUUGUUUUUCUAAAAGGAGAGAAGAGGGGCAGAUUUGUUUUUGAAAAACUGUCUUGGAUACCUA
This is a messenger RNA of Eptesicus fuscus (big brown bat), 3494 nucleotides long. RefSeq names its product midnolin (gene MIDN). The record is from RefSeq and is a predicted model, not a curated record. Gene Ontology annotation, cellular component: nucleus. NCBI's taxonomy places the organism in Eukaryota, Metazoa, Chordata, Mammalia, Chiroptera, Vespertilionidae. Gene Ontology annotation, molecular function: protein binding. The transcript has 9 exons. Bases 494 to 1999 code for a protein of 501 amino acids.